UUUUUCCGUUUUUGUGUCCAUGCCAACUUAACCGCUUUCUGUGUUAAAAUGCGGAUUUUUAUAAUUAUUUUUGUUCAGUUGCGCGUUAUUUUGUAAUAUUAGAACUAAGUGAAUAAUAAAAAGGCAUUCCUCUUCUUUAUUUUUUUUGUGUGAAUUGAUAUGUUUGAUCUGUGUUGGCUUGUCUUACAGUGGUACAGUUAAGCUCGCGGACUCUUUUAUCUGCCGCUCCCUCGCGAGCUCUCGAGUAGGAGGGCUCGCGCAGAGCUCGCCCUGUGAUGGGACUACAAACCCGUUAGUACCCUCCGCUUCGCUUCCUCCUCUUCCAUCAUGGCUCCCUCGUUAGACAGAGAAGGAUAUUGGGGGCGGCCGACCUCAACGCUGGAUUGGUGCGAGGAGAAUUAUGUCGUCUCUUCUUACAUCGCGGAGUUCUGGAACACUGUCAGCAACCUGAUCAUGAUUCUUCCUCCCAUAUAUGGAGCCGUCCAAACAUUUCGCGAUGGCCUGGAGUUUCGCUAUAUCUGCUCAUUUCUCGGACUUUCAGCUGUAGGUGUUGGUUCCUGGUGCUUCCACAUGACGUUGUUAUAUGAGAUGCAGCUGCUGGAUGAGUUGCCAAUGAUUUACAGUACAUGUGUCUUUGUCUACUGUCUAUAUGAGUGCUUCAAGCAAGAGAACAGCAUCAGUUUAUUUCCUAUUGUACUGUUGAUAAUCUUCAGUGUCUCGGUCACAUUGGUGUACUUACAGUGGAAGGAGCCAGUGUUUCACCAGGUCAUGUAUGGUGUCCUGGUAGCUUGCUUGGUGAUGCGUUCUGUCUUCAUUGUUACAUGGGUGUACCCAUGGCUUAGGGCGCUGUGUUACACCUCUUUAGGGAUCUUCAUGUUAGGUUUCCUGCUGUGGAACAUCGACAACAUCUUCUGUGACUCGUUAAGAACCAGUAGACAAAUGCUGCCCCCUGGUGUUGGAGUAGUGACACAGUUCCAUGCCUGGUGGCAUAUCUUCACAGGUCUUGGUUCCUACCUGCACAUACUCCUCAGCAUGCAGAUCAGAUCCACCUACCUCAAGUACAGACCAAAGGUUAAGUUUCUGUGUGGAGUCUGGCCCACGUUGCACAUUGAACCACUGAAGACGAGCUAAAACUAGAAGAUGGGGACCAGCUUAAGGUUAUGACUGCCAAAUCAGGCACUGUUGGCAGAGAGACCUGCCAGUGUUGCCUUGCUACUGCUGGGAACUAGGCCCACAGUCAAAUGGCUGGGGAACCCCACGGCACCAACUUAGGGACCAUUUGGUUCUGAGCUGUGGAAAAUAACUAAGUACAUUAUACCACUGAAUUAAUUUCAAGAAACUGAGAAUUUUUUUAAUUGAUCAUAAUUUAUUAGACUAAUGUGUUAAGUUAUUUUUAAGUGGGUAGUUUAUUUUUAUUUUUUUCAAACAACCAUUUUCAGUGCAAUGCAUAAAUGAUGUUUUUCACUUUAGUGGCAAUUAUACAAGUAGUUAUAGAUCUUAAAUUGAUUACUGAAAAUGACAGAAUAGUUGUAAUUAAUUCAAAAUUCAGUCUUUUUUAUGACCAAUCAGAUAAAUAAUCAAAUCAAAGAGCCAGAAUAUAUUCAUGUACCCAUUCAAAUAUGAUAACACUAUUAUUUAGGCUUAGUUUCUUAAGAAGCUAAAGCAGUUUAUUAUAUAGUUUAUAGUUGAAAAUAAAAAGUGAAAUAUACCUUAACUGGAAGUGAAAAUGUUUUAAUGUAAUGAGGAAAAUCUUUCCUUAUUUGCUUAGCUGAAGGUUCAAUCUUUACUUGAAGUUUUCACAAAAUGUCUUGCCAUUACUGGAAUUCUGAUGCUUUUUCAAGUCCUAAUUAACUUUAUUGCCAAAGUUGCACUUGUAUGUUUGUGUUAUCAUCCAACGUGUGACAUGUAUUAAUGGUUUACCUUGCUACUGAGAAGCAGUGUUUUAAUGAAGGUUUAUAACAUUGAACUGUAGUGUUCUUACACAGGUUUUUUAUUUUUCCAAAGCACACAGAACAUCUGAAGCUCAAGUUUCAACCUUGUUCCUUAAAAUAUAUUUAAUUAGGAAGGAACUUAAUUGGAAUGACCUUGUAACUGGAUGGUGUGUUCAGCCAUAAUUACCACCAGGCAUCAGCUGCUUCCAACGUUUUUAAAAGUCAAGGUUUCAAGACAGCAAGAAUUUUCCUACUGAUGCAGAAACAGUGCUGAAGUGGAGUCAUUUUUCCCCUCGCCUAUUGCUGCACACUGCCAAUCAGCUGGCUGAAUAAAGGCUCAUAUGCUUUAUUCUUACUUGCAAGAAGGAUAAAUUGUAACUCUAUGUAUGAAAAUGCAGUUACAUACAGUUAAAACAACAGCAUUGUUAUAGCUAUUCAUUUGGGAUGUCCGGAUCCUGAUUUUUGUCCCCAAUCCCAAAUUGGUACUGCCUUUUUUAAUAACAGAGAUCAGCAGAUAUGGAGUCCCAGUGUUAUACUUCAUUAAUAUUAAUCAAACAAGCUCCAUGUAUAUGCUUGAUAACUGCAGUGAUUAAUGCACCAUAUUUCAUCAGCAUUACACCUAACUCACCAGUGAUGCUCUAGAUGCUGCUUUGCUUCUUGUCGGUUUUUUUGUUGACAGCCACAAAUAUUUUGUCCCAACCUUGCAUUCUGCAGGUCUGCCUGACUAUGCUGCUCUAAUGUGGGUUAACUCAGCUAGGAAAGCUACUGUGAUGUCCUGACAGCAUCUAAAUCAUGCAUAGCUUUGUCAUUUGUUUCUAUCAUAGUGAUUCUGUUUUGAUAUGUCUCAUUGAUAAUUUGGCACGUAACAUGUUUCCGAGUAGUUCCAGGAAAGGUUCUCCUUUUUUUUUAUAACCUUAGCGCUUCGGUUUGAACGUUGUAAAAACAAAGAGUGGGUUUUGCAGCGCAGCUAUCUCUCCUUUACUGACAUGUGCAUCAGGCAGGAAGCUGCUGCAGCCUCUCUCCCCCUGCUUGUGAACAUUAAUCUAAAGGGAAAACCCAGAUCUGAUGACCAAGCUACUUAUUAACAGGCUGCUUAUAAUAUGGUUUUGUAAUUCCUGCAAACCAAAGUAGGCCAAGAUUGCCCAAAACAUGGCCGCAUGUAUUCCUUGGGCUGCAGCUGACAUAACCACAGACAGCAAAGCAACAACAGGGAUCAGGAGCUGAGUUUCUUCAAAAACUCCAGGUAGUCAUUUUUAGUUUUGGGAAAUGGUAAAUGGCCUGGACUUUUAUUGCGUUUAAUCGAGUCCACAUGGACCCCAACAUGCUUUAUACUACAAUCAGUCAUCCACCCACACAUUCACACGCUGACAGUGGUGAGCUACAUUGUAGCUACAGCUGCCCUGGAAGUGACGCUGCCAUACAAUCAGCGCCGCCGGACCCUCUGACCACCAUCAGCAGGCAAGGCAGGUGAAGUGUCUUACCCAACGACUGAGACGGACAGAGCGGGGGUUUGAACUGGCAACCCACCAGUUACAAGACAAACCACUGCUACUUGAGCCGCCAUCGUCCCGCUUUUUGAUUCUCUGAUCAGGAAAAAGUAACUUCUGGGAUUGGAUGAGGUCAUCCCAUGAAUAUGUUUUUAAUUAUUUUAGCUGCAAAGAAGUUAAUUCUCCAUUAGCAAUUAAAUCAAGUUAUGCAUUUUAGUUUUAUAUAUAUAUAUAUAUAUAUAAAUACAGUGGAAGCAAAGUGAGCUAAAAGUGUUGAGAAUUGAGCUAGUAAAAGAUGGGUGACUCAAAUGAAAAUGCAAUUAUUAAAAUUGACUGAGCAGUCACCUUUAUCAGAAAACUGAGCAGAAUUCUCUAAAUGUUCAUUAUAUUUUAAUCAUCAUUGACUCUGCUGCAUUUUAUUUCAACCACGUCAUUAUUAAUUUGAUUUGUUUAGUUGUCGUAUAGCCCAUCCAGAUGAAACUGCAGAGUACCUCUUUGAGUAGUUUAUUAUACAACCACUGGAUGGCGUCAGUUUCCAGGUCGUUGAGGAGCAUGUGGUCCAGAACCUACCUAAUGUAGAGCUACUGGAUCUUUGCCUCAGCUUUCAGAUCUUUGGGUUUAAUGAAGGGCUUUUUGUGUUUUGUUACUGUGAAGCAGUGGAGACGUAUUAGCAUCCAAAGCUGCAGAAGCUUGAAGUAACUAGGAGAUGUGUUUGUAUUUGUGCGGACGUGCUGUGUGUGGGUUAUAUUCUGAGGCAGUGUACUGCUCAUUACUUUUCAGGCGUAUAAGCCCAGUGUUACUAACAUUCAUAUAAGCACAGUAUAUGAAACAGAAGUAUUAGCCUCCUCCAGAUGUCUUUGUGAAUCUUUGUGUUAUCUUGAAGUCACUGCUAGUAGAACUGAGUGCUUCACAGAGAGGGUGCCUUAUUAUCACUGCAGUGUAAUCCAAGUUGCCUUGAUAUUUGUGAUAAACCUUUAAUUUUAUCAGUUAUAUUGUAACCCUCCUGAUUAUUGGCCACUGAUCCAUCUGGAUGACCAACAUUCACAGCUUUUAAUGCAACGUUGGUGUCUGAUUCUUUUCGCCUUCCAUUCAUGUCAUGUGUGGAACAACCUACAGAUUGUUCUAUGUACAUUGCCUGUAUAAAGAUAACAUCAUGUAACACUUCUGUGUUUGUGGCCAGAGAACCAAACUCUGCCAAACUUGUAUGCUGAUGAUGUCCUGUAUUGUCAAAUAAAGGAAAUUGUGUCAGACUCUCAUAAAA
Girardinichthys multiradiatus is the source of this 4679-nucleotide messenger RNA. It is a transcript of the gene acer3, whose product is annotated as alkaline ceramidase 3. Gene Ontology annotation, cellular component: endoplasmic reticulum membrane. The record is from RefSeq and is a predicted model, not a curated record. The coding region runs from base 328 to 1131 and encodes 267 amino acids. Lineage: Eukaryota; Metazoa; Chordata; Actinopteri; Cyprinodontiformes; Goodeidae. The transcript has 11 exons. Gene Ontology annotation, biological process: phytosphingosine biosynthetic process; ceramide metabolic process.